Molecule: messenger RNA, 2249 nt
Organism: Schizophyllum commune H4-8
Lineage: Eukaryota; Fungi; Basidiomycota; Agaricomycetes; Agaricales; Schizophyllaceae
Product: transcription activator of gluconeogenesis ERT1
Exons: 8
Coding region: 89-1771 (560 amino acids)
Biological process (GO): regulation of DNA-templated transcription; cellular response to starvation
Cellular component (GO): nucleus
Molecular function (GO): DNA-binding transcription factor activity, RNA polymerase II-specific; RNA polymerase II transcription regulatory region sequence-specific DNA binding; zinc ion binding
Source: RefSeq, a predicted model, not a curated record
CUUGCACUUAUCGUCGUCCAAACCCCCUCCGUCAUCGUCUUCGCCGUCGUCCGCGACGUCGUGCACCUCCUGCCCACCAUUUCCAGCCAUGUCGACAGUGCACGUCGUCGCCCCGGUCGCCGUUCACUCGGUGCCCCCCGCACAGCUGCUGCCCCAGACCGCGACCCCGCCUGCAUACGCCCAGACCCUUGGUGGGGAAGCAGCCUCGACUCUUGCGCAGAAAAAGAAGUCUCCCCCGCUCAGCGCCAACAAGCGCAAGCGUUCAGAAACGGCAGACGACUCCACCGACCAAGAGAGCAACACGCCCUCUCGCAAGUCCAGAGACGGCCCGAAAAAGAAGAAGGCGAACCGCGCCUGCUUCCAUUGCCAGAAGGCCCAUCUCACUUGCGACGAUUCGCGCCCCUGCCAACGUUGCAUCAAGCGAGGGAUUGCGAACAACUGCACCGAGGGACACCGCAAGAAAGCAAAGUAUCUUCUCGACGAUGAAGAGCUCGAAGAGUUAAAGCGGAAACAGAACACCGUCCCCUCCAGGAAAUCGGAGCCCAGGACUGAGAAGCCCAAACCAUCCGAGCCACCAGCGCAGACGGCGCAGGCACCUGCCGCACCACUACCACGACCUUCACUGCAGGCGCAGGCGCAGCCUGUCCCCAUCUCCGCCCCUGCUCCGAUACCCGCUUCGACGUCGGAACCCUUCGCUCCAAACGAUCCGAUGUUCAACUUAACCUUCGACUCCAACUUCCCCUUCGGUUCGGAGGCGGCCAACCUCGAAUACACCAUCCUCUCCGCUAUCCUCGGCAAUCCCAGCCCUCCCGACACGACGUCGCCUCCCCCUCAACCAUACCCGUGGCCGUCAGAUACCCUGAGUUUCAACUCGCCACAACUUGACUCGUUCUCGUCGUUCCCCGAGAACGUGCUCCCGGUCAUCUCUGCAGACAACUUGCUCUCGUCGACUGGCAGUCUCAACUACCUGCAAGCGCGCACAGCGAAGCAGCAGUCCACCGCCGACCCCGCCGACUUGCAAUGUGGGGACGAUGCGUCGAAGUACACGCGGGACGGACGUUGCUCCUCGCCUCCGAGUUUCUACAUGGACAAGGAGAGCGCAGCGCGCACGUUGUUGUCGCCACCGCCCACGGAUUCGCCUGGAUCGGCGACGUCCACGGUGCCUCUGAACGAGGUGGCCCCCUUCCCGCGACCAGGUUCGCAUCUGCAAAGCAUCACGGACCGCGUAAAGGCGCCGUAUGACUACACGGAGGGGUAUCACUUCCUCAUGAAGCACCUUACCACCCGGUUUGAGAAGAACGAUAUCCUGCGCGUAGUGCGAGCGUUGGCGAUCUUUCGCCCAUCGCUCAUCGCUCUGCAGAUGCCUCUGUCGUGGGACGAUGAGGUGUUUGUAGAGCGAUGUUUCCAACGGUCAUUACUGGAACUCGACAAGCUCAUCUCGUAUAGCGGCACGCCGACCGUCGUCUGGCGCCGCACGGGAGAAAUAUGUCUCGUCGCACCAGAGUUCUGCAUGCUGACUGAAUGGUCGAUGGAGGAGUUGAUGGGUCAGAAGAAGUACAUCUAUGAGCUCUUCGAGAACCAAUCCGUGGUCGAAUACUGGGAGAACUUUGCGGAGCACGCUUUCGAGAACACGACACAAUCCGUUUACUCGCAUUGCGUACUUCUCAAGCCCUCGGGCGCCCCGGUACCUGCGACGUUCUGCUUCUCAAUACGAAGGGAUCUCUUCGACUUGCCUAGCGCCGUCAUCGGACAAUGGCUUCCCUUAUUAUAACACCAAAAGGCAUCCUCCGUAUGACCAUGCGCUAUCCUAUCACCAUCUCCUUCUACCCUUCCCUAUGACAUUCCUCCUAAAUUCGCGACCGCCUCCUAGACGGCCAAGGCCCUUCACAUAUCUACGUCACGUCUCGCUUUCUUCUAUGCUAUUCGACGGUAUUGAAACCGCACGUCGUCAUGACGUUCCUGUAGACACGCUACCGGCUGCGCUACUGUGCCCAUCCCACAGACGCCGCGCCGGGCGAGCCUCCUCUUUUAUCUUAUCGUUAUACGCAUUGUACUUUUCCAUGCUAAUCGCUGUCCUAUAUAACUCGCUACCUAGUCAUACAGACUCUACGUACUCGUUGGUCGGAGGUCUCCAAGAGACCAGGCUCAAUGCAACUGUAUUUCUAUCUACUAUAUAUGGAUUGGACGCUCUUGCGGCGAGUCUCACGACCUUGAGAACUUGGGCAGUCGCGCUAGACGUCGGGGCGUCA